UGAUUGGAGCGCAAACCCAGUGAGCAGCUGAGCUCGUGAGAGCCGCGCGCCAGGAGCAUAGAGACACCCGGUCCAGAAAACACGUUUAUUAUUCUGUUAAAACGGACCUUUCUUCUGGACAAAAUCAUUGUGAAGGGAUAUAUUUAACCUGAAUUCUAAUCGGUGCGCAUCUGUGAGGCGUCUGUGGGGAAGAAACAUCGGGAUUGGAGUCCGCUUUCAGUCAGGAGCUGAUGAACUGAGGAGGAUUUUAUCCCGUUUUACUUCUGAGGAGAAAAAAGUCUCAGCCGAUGCUCACGAACACAGAAAACAGAGAAACAACACAAUCUAAUGAGACACUAAAGAGUCUCACUAAAUGAUAGCGUGAGCGUAUAGUCAUCCAGCAGGAGUUUAGGGAACCCCUGCGGUGAGUGCCAACCACAAAUCAUGGUGCCACAUGCCCGACAGGCCUCUCCCCGUGCCAGUGCCACACGCCUCCUGCUGCUCCUCUGCCUGGCUGUGCCAAUCCAUGCAGACAGCAUGCCCAGUUUUAUUAAGAUUCCUGAAGAUCAGACAGGCAUCUCUGGAGGGGUGGCGUCCUUCGUGUGCCAGGCGGUCGGAGAGCCUAAGCCACGCAUCACCUGGAUGAAGAAGGGGAAGAAAGUCAGCUCACAGCGCUUUGAGGUGAUAGAGUUUGACGACGGCUCGGGUUCAGUGCUGAGGAUUCAGCCCUUGCGAACGCAUCGAGACGAGGCCAUUUACGAGUGCACGGCCACCAACAGCGUUGGAGAAAUUAACACCAGCACUAAACUCACUGUACUGGAAGAGGACCAGAUCCCUCACGGGUUCCCCACCAUAGACAUGGGCCCACAGCUGAAGGUGGUGGAACGAACGAGGACCGCCACCAUGCUUUGUGCUGCGAGCGGCAACCCCGACCCGGAGAUCUCCUGGUUUAAAGACUUCCUUCCUGUCGACAUUAACAGCAGCAACGGCAGAAUCAAACAGCUCCGUUCAGGUGGUACACCAAUCAGAGGGGCGCUACAGAUUGAGAACAGCGAGGAAUCCGACCAGGGCAAGUAUGAAUGUGUGGCGGUGAACAGCGCAGGAACGCGGUACUCGGCUCCUGCCAACCUCUACGUCAGAGACCAACGGGAAGUCCGGCGGGUUCCGCCGCGCUUCUCAAUCCCGCCCACCAAUCACGAGGUGAUGCCGGGCGGCAGCGUUAACCUCACCUGCGUGGCGGUGGGUGCGCCCAUGCCCUACGUGAAGUGGAUGAGGGGUGAGGUGGAGCUCACCAAAGAAGAGGAGAUGCCUAUCGGACGAAACGUGCUGGAGCUCACCAACAUCCGCCAGUCAGCUAACUACACCUGCGUGGCUAUUUCCUCUCUGGGCAUGAUUGAUACAACAGCUCAGAUCACUGUUAAAGCUCUGCCCCGCCCUCCCACCUCUCUCAUCGUCACGGAAACCACCGCCACCAGCGUGACUCUAACGUGGGACUCCGGAAACCCUGAAUCCGUGUCAUACUACGUGAUCCAAUACCGGGCCAAAAUCUCAGACAACGGCUUUCAGGAAGUGGACGGCGUGGCCUCCACCCGCUACAGCAUCGGGGGUUUGAGCCCAUACUCGGAAUACGAAUUCCGCGUCAUGGCGGUCAAUAACAUCGGCCGCGGGCCGCCCAGCGGGGCGGUGGAGACGAGGACCAGCGAGCAGGCCCCUUCGUCUCCUCCCCUACGGGUCCAGGCCCGGAUGCUCAGCGCCACAACCAUGCUGGUGCAGUGGGAGGCUCCCGAAGAGCCCAACGGACAGAUACGAGGAUAUCGAGUGUACUACACGUCCGAUCUGCACUUGCCCCUCAGCACCUGGCAGAAACACAACACAGAAGACGGCAGCCUGACCACCAUCUCCGGCCUGGUGCCAGACAUCACAUACGGGUUACGUGUGCUGGCGUUCACCUCGGUGGGCGACGGCCCGCCUUCAGACGUACUGCAAGUCAAAACGCAGCAAGGAGUCCCGGCCCAACCCACCGGCUUUGAAGCAGAGGCUGAACUUGACACACGGAUCAUGUUGUUGUGGCUGUGGCCCGUCCAAGACCAGAUCAUCAAAUACGAGCUUGCGUAUUGGGAAGCUGGAUCUGAAAACAAGCAGCACAUCACUUUUAACCCAGCGGGUUCUUAUGCUGUCGAAGGGUUGAAGCCAGACACCCUCUACAAGUUCUCAUUGGCCGCUCGCUCUGAAAUGGGGCUCGGUGUGUUCACACAGCCCAUAGAGGCUCGGACUGCGCAGUCCACCCCGUCCGCCCCACCACAGCAAGUGCACCUGCUCAGUCCCUCCUCCACCAGCAUCCAGGUGAGUUGGGCGGCUCCACCGGUCGAUAGUCGUCACGGACACAUCGUCAGGUACUCACUUGCCUAUCAGGCCACGUCAGGCGAAGACCAAGAACGGCACGAGGUGCAAGACAUCCCGGCUGAUGUGUCUAGCUACGUUCUGGAGGGGUUGGAGAAAUGGACGGAGUACACGAUUUGGGUCAAAGCACACACAGAUGUUGGACCCGGUCCUGAGAGCAGCAGCACCCGCAUCAGAACGCAAGAGGACGUGCCUGGCGCUCCUCCACGCAGAGUCGAGGUGGACAACGUGAACUCCACGGCCUUGCGCGUGUCGUGGAAGCCUCCUCUGCAGCAGAGGCAGCACGGACAGAUCCGUGGCUAUCAGGUGGUGUAUUCGCGGCUGGAGAACGGGGAGCCACGCGGGCAGCCCAUCAUCAUGGACAUGGAAUUGCCAGAGGCACAGGAGGCUAUCAUCACUGGUCUGUUGCCUGAAACAACAUAUUCUGUUACCGUGGCAGCGUACACCACUAAAGGAGAUGGAGCAAGAAGCAAAGCCAAAGUGGUGACCACUACGGGGGCAGUGCCUGGCAAGCCCACCAUGAUCAUCAGCACCACCAUCGGGAACACAGCUCUGAUCCAGUGGCAGCCCCCUAAAGAGAUGGUGGGUGAAUUGAUGGGCUACAGAUUGCGAUACAAGCGUGAGGAAGAUGAGACCUACACGGCCCGUGACUUCAGACGCACAGACGAUCACUUCACCGUCACGGGCCUGCACAAGGGGGCCACAUACAUCUUUAAGCUCUGCGCCAAGAACCGAGCGGGAAAUGGAGAGGAGUACACCAAAGAGAUCAGCACGCCAGAUGAUGUUCCCAGCAGCUACCCCCAGAAUCUCAGAGUGGUGGGCCUGACGACCACUACCACCAAACUGGCGUGGGACCCUCCGCCUCUGCCCGAGAGGAACGGGAAGAUCGUGCGCUACGUGGUGGUGUACCGUGACAUCAACAGCCAUCAAAACCAGACCAACGGUACUGCGGAGACGCAAAUGACCAUCCACGGCCUGCAGCCAGACACGACCUACGACGUCAGAGUGAGAGCGUUCACAGGAAAGGGAGGUGGUCCGUUGAGCCCCAGCAUUCAGAGCAGAACCAUGUCUACCUCCAUGCCUGAGUUCACCAAAAACUUUGGUGUGAAAGCUGUGAUGAAGACCUCAGUUCUGCUCACGUGGGAGGUGCCCGAAACCUACAAGUCUCAAGUGCCUUUCAAGAUCCUGUAUAACCAGCAGAGCGUGGAGGUGCAGGGCGAUCUGAAGAGGAAGUUGAUCACGAGGUUACAGCCGGACACCGAUUACUCUUUUGUGUUGAUGAGUCGAGGAAACAGCGCCGGUGGGCUUCAGCAGCAGGUCUCCAUUCGUACCGCCCCAGACCUCUUCAUCACCAAACCCGUCCUUUACAAACAAGACCCAGAAGAAGGAGGCAAACUCACCAUCACACUGCCCAAAGUGCACAACAGCGCCCUCGUCAGGUGGUUUUAUGUAGUGGUGGUACCAGUAACUGCAUCCACGCUGCGCCGCUGGGAAAACCCAGAAGACAUGGAUCUGGAUGAGCUUUUGGAGGGUGGUGGAGACUCAGACGUGAGGAAGAGAAGGAGACGGCAAACUCAGGACUUCUUGCGGCCGUACAUCGCUGCCAAGUUGGAUUAUCUUCCAGAGACCUUUGUGUUAGGAGAUGAGAAAAGUUACAACAGCUACUAUAACAAACCCCUACCCGGCCAACAACAGUACCGCACAUUUAUCAUGGCAGAACUGAAAGAUCGGGACUCGAUGUUUACCGUGAGUCCAUACUCUGAAUCCAUGAUGGUGAAGCUCCACAGCGGGAUGUCCCGUCACAUGGAAGACCCAGAGAUGCUGUGGGUGAUGGGACCUGUGCUGGCCGUCGUUCUCAUCAUCAUCAUUGUUAUUGCCAUUUUGCUCUUCAAGAGCAAACAGGAGAGGAAGCGCACCUCUCCCUCGGCGAAAGACGAGCACUCAGCUGGAGUUAAAGAUCAUUUAUUGGCUAAUUCUUCUGACCCAGUGGAAAUGAGGAGACUCAACUACCAGACACAAGGAUCCAGUGCCUUCAGCUGCCCCGACACCCCAAGAAUGCGAGAACACCCUCCAGUUUCUGUCUGCGCUUUGGCUGACCACAUAGAGCGACUGAAAGCCAACGACGGCCUGCGUUUCUCUCAGGAAUACGAGUCUGUUGAUCCCGGUCAGCAGUUCACCUGGGAAAAUUCUAACCUAGAGGUCAACAAACCCAAGAACCGCUAUGCAAACGUCAUUGCUUACGAUCACUCCCGAGUCGUGCUGAACCCCAUUGAUGGCGUACCCGGAAGUGACUACAUCAAUGGCAACUACGUCGACGGCUACCGCAAGCAGAACGCCUACAUCGCCACUCAGGGUCCUCUGCCAGAGACGCUCAGUGACUUCUGGAGGAUGGUGUGGGAGCAAAGGACCAACACCAUCGUUAUGAUGACCAGACUGGAGGAGAAGAGUAGGGUGAAGUGUGACCAGUACUGGCCCAGUCGUGGGACGGAAACGUACGGCAUGAUUCAGGUUACCGUGCUGGACACAGUGGAGUUAGCCACCUACAGCGUCAGAACCUUCGCUCUGUAUAAGACCGGUUCCAGCGAGAAACGGGAAGUUCGGCAGUUCCAGUUUAUGGCUUGGCCGGAUCAUGGCGUUCCUGAAUACCCAACCCCCAUUUUAGCCUUUCUGCGCAGAGUAAAGGCCUGCAAUCCGCCGGACGCUGGACCCAUGGUGGUUCACUGCAGUGCUGGCGUGGGUCGAACGGGCUGUUUCAUCGUAAUAGAUGCCAUGCUAGAGCGAAUGAAGCAUGAGAAGUUGGUGGACAUCUAUGGUCACGUGACCUGCAUGCGGGCUCAGAGGAACUACAUGGUGCAGACGGAGGAUCAGUACAUCUUCAUCCACGAAGCUCUGCUGGAGGCGGCCACCUGCGGCAACACGGAGGUCCCGGCGCGCAGUUUAUACACACACAUCCAGAAACUCACGCUGGUUCCGCCCGGAGAUGCUGUAACCGCCAUGGAGCUGGAGUUUAAGAAACUGGCCAACUCAAAAGCACACACCUCCAGAUUCAUCAGCGCCAGUCUGCCCUGCAACAAAUUCAAGAACCGACUGGUCAACAUCAUGCCAUUUGAGUCCAGUCGUGUGUGUCUGCAGCCAAUCAGAGGAGUGGAGGGGUCCGACUACAUUAACGCCAGUUUCAUUGAUGGAUACAGGCAGCAGAAGGCUUAUAUAGGAACGCAGGGUCCUCUGGCUGAAACCACCGAAGACUUCUGGAGGAUGCUUUGGGAGCACAACUCCACCAUCGUGGUGAUGCUGACGAAGCUCAGAGAGAUGGGACGGGAGAAGUGCCAUCAGUACUGGCCUGCUGAAAGAUCUGCUCGCUACCAGUACUUUGUCGUGGACCCCAUGGCUGAAUACAACAUGCCCCAGUACAUCUUAAGGGAGUUUAAAGUGACGGACGCCAGGGAUGGCCAGUCUAGGACGAUCCGCCAAUUUCAGUUCACCGAUUGGCCGGAACAAGGUGUGCCAAAGACAGGAGAGGGCUUUAUUGAUUUCAUUGGCCAAGUUCACAAAACCAAGGAGCAGUUCGGACAGGAUGGACCAAUUACUGUUCACUGCAGUGCUGGUGUGGGCCGAACAGGCGUGUUCAUCACUCUGAGUAUCGUGCUGGAACGGAUGAGGUAUGAAGGUGUGGUGGACAUGUUCCACACCAUCAAAACGCUGCGCACUCAGAGACCUGCCAUGGUACAGACGGAGGAUCAGUAUCAGCUGUGUUACAGAGCAGCUUUGGAGUACCUAGGCAGCUUCGAUCACUAUGCAACGUAACCACUCCCAGAAUGCUCAGAACCAGAGAGACGUCACUUCCUGCUGAGCCAUAGCCAUCCUACCUUUUCAUCCCAAACAGCUGCUGGAGAGAGAGAGAGAGAGAGAGAGAGAGAGAGAGAGAGAGAUUGACUGACACAUACAGGGAGAGAGAGGACGUACGCUACUGAAAGUUCACUCCAGUCCGUUUUCUCUCAUUAAAACAGACGCUUCAAUAUGGUCUCUAUAUAUGCACAGCUCCUGUCUCUGUACCUGCUGAGUGUUUUACCCUACCCUGCCAUUGCAUUAUUAUCAGCAUCCUUUGUUAUUACUAUUAUUAUUAUUAUUGCCAUUGCUGUCGAAAAGUACAAUAUUUUAUAUCAUUUACACUAAUCAUUGUAUAUCUACGGGGUUUGUUUUAUUUUCUUGUUUAUUAUUAUUCUCGUUCUGUUAUUUUUAGCACAUGUGGACAUGUAUUUUCACAUGACCAGGUUACUAAUACUGUAUUCCGAGCUGCUGAUGAUUUUUUACUUUGAAUCAUUAUUAUGAUCUUUUAUUUGGUGGGACGGGGGAAACUUUUUAUAAAACCUUUUCACCUCCUGAUACUUUGUAAAACAAUAUAAUCGAGUAGAAAAGAGAUGGAAUGCUUACAGCCGAGUCCGUGACCUCACUGGACCGAAACUGAAUAGACCAAUGAAACGACGUGGUUCUGCGCUACGAAGCGAACGGCCGUUUUUUCUGGAAACCCUUCGUUUUAAUGAACUCAAAGAAAACGUACCUGCUGCCACAGCAAAGUCUUUGUUCCAUGUCAUCCCAGGUCAAAGGUCAGCCUGUCCCCACAGUCGUCCGGCGGAGCUUCAGUCGUGCGGCAUCCGGUUUGGAAGAUAGCGAAGUGAAACAGUCUUCACCAGAGCUGAGCCUGGGUAUCGAUGCCCUGCGGGAAAAAAAAUCCUCCUUAUGUGGUCUGAUCAUUUCUCACUGUGGCUCGUACAGACACAUAUACGUCCUCUGCAGCGUCACACAUCGGUGGACUGAAGACAUGAGCAUACUCCAGUGUUUCUUACCUCCUAUGGCCUGAGCGCAAAAAAUAAGAUGGAAUUCCAGGACAGGGAGGGGUUCAUUUCACUUUGUGUUCGCAUAGAGACAAAACAGCGUUCUAUCUGUUGUACAGGCAGUCUGUUUUCUAUUUGUUAAUAAAAAAGGAGAGAAAUAUGUUGAAAUAUGUGUUAAUAAAAUGCUUAAUUGGGUUUUGUACAUUUUUAUUGUUUAGCUG
Triplophysa rosa is the source of this 7432-nucleotide messenger RNA. RefSeq names its product protein tyrosine phosphatase receptor type Fa (gene ptprfa). The coding region runs from base 424 to 6183 and encodes 1919 amino acids. The transcript has 36 exons. The record is from RefSeq and is a predicted model, not a curated record. Gene Ontology annotation, molecular function: protein binding; protein tyrosine phosphatase activity. NCBI's taxonomy places the organism in Eukaryota, Metazoa, Chordata, Actinopteri, Cypriniformes, Nemacheilidae. Gene Ontology annotation, biological process: protein dephosphorylation.